GUUCGCCUUGUUCAGGUGUGAUCAGGGUUGGACAGCUGUCUGUAGGGCCAAUAAUGUGUGAGCUUCUCCAAGUCAGGAAGAGGGCGUGUUUCUGAUGUUGGUCCUGGUAGACAGCGGGAAAUGACACGCACCGAGCGUGAUAUUUCGUGUGACCCGACAGGACAGGUGAGUCAGUCACCUAGGUGAACUAGUUUUUUUUUAACCUCCUCAAACUGGGUCUGUGCAGAGAACAGCUUUGCCUGGUGGAACCCCACAUGCGGUGAAGUGAAGCUGCGUCGUGAAGCAAAAAGCAGCUCCAGUUUAUUCCCCUGAAGGACACAGAGCAGGCAGAAGACAGGACAGGACAACACCUGGAGGACAUGAAGCUGCAGCUGACUUUACUUUUUGCCAUAGUGGCCUCUGUCAUCAUAGUGGGGUUCAUGAAAAUCCGGCAGAAGGAGCAGAACAAACACGAGAAACGGAGCAAAUUUGACGACAUUAAGCUGCGGGUGACUGAGGAUUUACUAGAGGAGUAUCUGAAAGACAAAGAAGAGACACAAGACCUGCUGGAAAAGAACAAGGGGGAGCUAACUCAGCUGGGCAACUCACUGAACUCACUGAAAGCUGGAUCAGACUCGAAGAAAGGAGAAGUGGACACCUGUAAGGGAAAUAAGAAAACUAUAAAUGAUGAACUGGCAGCAGCACAAAGUGAAUUCAAUAAUGUCAAAGCUGAAGCUGAAAAGGCCAAAAGUGGAUGGGAAGGAGAAAAGGCAUCUCUAAAACAGACACUAGACAAAGAAAGUGCAGUGUGCAAGUUCUUAAAACCAGGAUCAAAAGUAGAUAAAACACUGUGCAAAGAUGCUCCUAAAGUAGAAGAGGCAAAACCAGAGGAGGCAAAACCAGAGGCCCCGAAACCAGAGGAGGCAAAACCAGAGGCCCCGAAACAAGAGGAGGCAAAACCAGAGGCCCCGAAACCAGAGGAGGCAAAACCAGAGGCCCCGAAACCAGAGGAGGCAAAACCAGAGGCCCCGAAACAAGAGGAGGCAAAACCAGAAGCCCCGAAACCAGAGGAGGCAAACGCAGAGGCCCCGAAACCAGAGGAGCCCAAGCCUGAGGCCCCUAAGAAUAGAUAGGUAUUACAGUACAACAUGUAUUUUUCCAAUCUAUGACCAACUGACUGUUUCAGAACAUAGUUUGAUACUUUCCACCCAGAAUUCAGUGCAGUGCCUUAAAGAGACAACUAACACUAACUUCCAAGGACGACAUACAUAUAUCAAGUAAAAGUUAUUUCUCUACAAAGCAAAUGUAAAUUGUAGGUCUUGUUGUGAAAUGGUUUGUAUUAUAAAAUAAAAAAUAAAAGGUA
This is a messenger RNA of Sphaeramia orbicularis (orbiculate cardinalfish), 1342 nucleotides long. RefSeq names its product translation initiation factor IF-2. The record is from RefSeq and is a predicted model, not a curated record. The coding region runs from base 360 to 1112 and encodes 250 amino acids. The transcript has 4 exons. Lineage: Eukaryota; Metazoa; Chordata; Actinopteri; Kurtiformes; Apogonidae.